UCAAAGAUGAAGAGCUGGUAUAAUGCCCUCUACCUCACCUACAAGAGCAAGGCCGACGACUUCAAGCGGCUGUUCCGCGACCUGCCCGACGACGAGAGGCUUACCGUAGGUCUGUUGUUUAUCUAUUUAUUCAUUACUAGUGGGGCUACGUUAGGGUGAGAAGGAUCAAAGAUGAAGAGCUGGUAUAAUGCCCUGUACCCCACCUACAAGAGCAAGGCCGACGACUUCAAGCGGCUGUUCCGUGAUCUGCCUGACGACGAGAGGCUUAUCGUAGAUUACUCGUGCGCGCUACAAAGGGACAUCCUGGUACACGGGCGUUUGUACGCGUCGCAGAACUACUUAUGCUUCCACGCCUCCAUCUUCAGCUGGGAAACCUCGCUGGCCCUCAGAUGGAAGGAUAUAACCGCCAUCACCAAGGAGAAGACUGCACUUGUAAUACCGAACGCGAUCCUAGUAUGCGUGGGCGGCGACAAGAACUUCCUGACGUCAUUCUCGGGGCGGGAUAAAGCCUACCUGAUGCUGUUCAGGAUAUGGCAGAACGCGCUCAUGGACCAACCCAUCUCCAGCCACGAGAUCUGGCAGUGGGUGCACAGUUGCUACGGUGAAGAGCUGGGCUUCAACUCGGACGACGAGGGCUACGGACGGGACUUCCCCGAGGAGGCGUCGCUGCCGCCGGAAGCCGCAGAGGAUCUGGGGGAGUCGUCGAUGGAGGCGGGCGGAGGGGGGGACGCGCGGGAGGAGCGAGCCCCGCCCGCCCCGCACAGGGACAGCUCCCCGCCCCUCGUGACGAACGGCGAUGCGGCAUCGUACAGGGAGGAGGAGGGGGGAGACACCCUCCCCACCGACAUGUCAGACACCAGCGACAGCGAGCCCGACAAACCGAACAACGGUGGUGGCACAGACAAGUGCACCGCCAGCCACGAGGGUCGGCAGCUGCUGCAGCAGGAGGUGCCCUUCAACAUCGACCAGCUCUUCACCAUGAUGUUCACCAGCUCACAGUUCAACCUCGAACUGUUAGCCGCCAGGGGAACCACCGACUAUUUGCAGGCGCCGUGGCAGCCCCAAGGCGGUCUGAAGUGUCGUCAGAUUAGCUACAAGCUGGGCCUCACGUCCGGCCCCAUCGGACCCAAGGAGGUGCACGUCACCGAGACCCAGGUGAUGAACAAAUGCUCCAAACCUGGUGUAUUGUACUCGAUCGACGCGUGCAGCGAGAACUCCGGCAUUCCGUACGCGGAUUACUUCAGCGUGCGAGUACAUUACUGUCUGGCGAGAGUCUCCGACCACGCCACUAGUUUGCUGAUACACGCGCAUCUGCAUUAUAAGAAGCAGAUGUGGUCCACAGUCAGAGGUUUCCUGGAAAGGAAUACGAUAUCGGGCUUGGAGCAGUUCUGCCGGCUGCUGAGCACGCGGCUGCAGGCCGAGGCCGAGGGCGGAGCGCCCACCGCCAGGAAGGCCCGCAGGCAGAGGAGGAACACGGUGUGCAGGACAGAAACCGCGACCCCGGUGGCGGUCAACUCCCCCGCAGUGGGGAGAGUGGCGGGAGGGGGAGUCACCUCCCCGGGGGGAGCGCGGGCCCGCUCCAACUCCCCCUCGCUGCUGGGGGGAGCGCUUCUACUGCUGCUGAUACUCAACGCCGGGCUAUACUGGUGUCUGCACAACGCAUUGAACGCGAAUCCCGCGGAUAAAUUGAUGGGCAGUCUGAGCGGGGAACAAGCGGCUCAACUAGCUCGCGUGUUACAACAACACGCCGACACACAACGCGGGCAUCUGCGCGCCUGGAGGCAUGCGCUCGACAACACUAGGAGACAUCUGCACCAGACGGAAAAAGCGUUGAUGAAACUGUUGGAAGCCAUAAAGCCGUCGUUGGAAGGCGCUCCACCAGACCCGGGACCCGCGGAGGACCCGGGACCCAUGCAAGACCCGGGGCCUACGCCCAGACCAGACCUAUAGGCAUCUACUUACAAACUCUGGUAUUCAUAUUCUAGCAUCAGUGGUAAAAUGUCGAAGUACUUGGCGACCAACACGAAACUCGACAUCGGAUUUUUAUAUUCGUCAAAUAAAAGUUCGCACACAUUGGUAUAGUAUAUUUAGCCCUUGUGCUUAAUGAUAAAAUACCAAUAAACUUGCGAGAAAUAACAUACCGUAGGUUUUAAAGUUCGUCAAAGAAAAGUUCGUAAUGUCAUUAUUUACCUUAAAACGUACCUUACUAAACAGCACGUAAGGUUCAAUACAUAAUGUCUAAACUGUAGUCGGUUUUGAAUUAUGAAUCUAAACAUUUAAGGUUGAAUAUCGAUUGAAGAAUUUUCACAGGAUUGUGUGUAGUCUGAAGCGCUGAGAGUAGGGACAUGUUUCUUGUUUCCGAUUGACACAAUUGAUCAUUAGGUCGAAUGCUAAGUUAUGUGGGUCGAUUUUUUUUGCUUACCUCUCUACAAAUAGAGUUGCCAGUUUCAGAAGCGUGAUGCUCAAGUCACUGUUGGCGCGAUUAAAUUUGGUCGUUAGCCCAAAACGAAUGCUCGGAAUUCAGGUAAACGACCGGGCGUACUUGACUCUGUCCAUAUACACUUAGUAUAUGGACAGAGUCAAGUACGCCCGUAAGCGGGUAGUUUUCGUUUUGGUUACCCGACACAGUUUUCGAGCCCGUAUUUCAGUGUAAAUAUUGCUUUUGGGAACCCGAAUUCGAGUAAUGUCUUUCGUGCCCGGCCGAUUGCUAUGAAUAACUUUUACUGAGGAUAGCAAAAUUUAUCAGCUAAAUCUUUGCAAAUAACUAAAUGUGGAUAUAUAUCUACUAAAGAAUUGGUAUUCAAAGUCUAUAACAAUUGUGUCAACUCAAUGUAUUCAACUAUCAACUGCAAGUUGGUAAUCAAAAACCUGCAGCUCUAGUUACGGUGAUAUUAAAAUUAGUUGUUUUAAUUAGUUAUUUUCCAUUGCUUUAGCAUUAAGUCAUGGCAAACUUCUUUAGAAAGGCCACAGACAACAGUAGAUAUUUUUAGAGGUAAAAUUGCCACUGCACAGGCUACCUCGUCUAUGGUCGCUGCUCAAAAAGUUUGACGGGAUGUAGAACUGUUUGACAUUUAUGUUUUCUAUACGAAGGAAUUCAUUUUUAAGAAAUUGAAUUAUUAAAUUUAUUUAUACCGUUCUUGCGAUCAAUUUCUGUUUAAAUAUAUAUGUUACACAUAUGUAUAGCGGCAAAUAUCUCAAAUAAAACCAUAGACAAUUAAAUUUUGCGCUUUAGGCGUUCUUGGCUAGUCUCUGGUUGAUUUUAAAGAUGUCUAUAAUGACUACACGAUUUUCUUUGAAAAUUGUUUAUCCAAAAGCUAUUCAUUCUUAUUUAAUUUAUUAGAUCCCUAAAUAAUUAGAACCAAGUAUGCUCCCGUUUUUAUGCCAAUAUUUUUAAUAUCUGACAUUGAAGUUAACGACAACUAAAUAUUUACGAAUAAUAGAAUUUUGCAUUAGAAGCGAUUUUUUAUAUGGCAAUAUACUAUUGAAGUUUGGCAGCUCUGAUUUGUUUUUGAGUUUUGAGUUAUCCUAUUACCUUGAAUGAUUUUUUUAACUUUUUGUCUAUUUUAAAAAUCACUUCUAAUUGAGAUAGAAUGUCUUUAGAACAUAUAAUCUAUAUGCACAAUAAAAGUACAGUCAAUCAAAUUCCAAUAUUUAUAAAGAUUUCCUGCGUCGAUAUAAUCAUGUGAUUCUGGCAACAUUUUAUUAUGAAAUAAGUUCCAUUUAUAUUAACUUUAUUUUUUAUGUUAUUACAUAUAAUGUAUCUGUCUGAGGUUUUCUGACCGGUUGCUAUCUUGCCAUAUCAGUUACCCUGAUUACUGUAAGUAAUCUUAACUUAUUAGGACACGUGUUUUGACAUAUAAUCUUUUUCCUAUAUUUUUAUAGUAUGUAACAUAAAAUUAUUUAUGUACUUGUUUUGCUAUUUUCAACUCUUUUUUUCUAUUUUCAUAGUUUCAUUUCUUUUAACAAAUAGCAACUCUCAAUUAUUAAAUAAUAAUUUCUCACGAUGAAAUAAGACCAUGAUGAAACAUAUUGUUAUUCCCGAAAUGAUUCUUAUAUCCGAAAACCUCGCAGGUUCCCACUGUGAUAAAUUAGAUACAAUUAUUUUAAAAUAUUUCUCUAAUGAAUUUCUGCUAUGACGUUAUGACGAGGCGAGUUUUGAUAAUUUCAAAUAUGUAAGUUAAAAUGUGGCGAUUUUAUUUAGUUUUUUUAAGGAUAUAGUUUGCACGUACUCAGUUCUGUAUUUCGCUCUUGAAAUUAAUUUAAACAAAAUACAUAUAUCCUUCGCCAGCAUGUCCUAUUCAUGUAGUUGAUCUAAAUAUAUAUGUAAAUUAAAAGAGUUAAAAGUUAAGUUAGAAUUUACAUUCAAUGUAGGAAACAAUGCAAUAGAAAAUCACAUUCUUUAGAAAUAAAUUAUGUUAACUCCUUAUUAUUUAUUUUACAGAUUUUUAAAUCAAUAUAAUUUAUAGGCAAGAGUAAUGAUUUUAUGAGUAAAUAUUACUUAUUUGUGAUAUAACAGUUCUACCAAAUAUUUAUCACAAUAAACUUGAAAAAAAUCUUAUCAUUUAAUGCGUUAUGUUAUAUUUAUUUAAUUUGUCGAUUUAUUUAAUUAUUCUUAUCUAUGUAAAAUAUUGUCAAUGAUUUUAUUAGGUAUGUUUAGUGAGAUUGUAUAAUCUGAUAUUUUCGAAAAACCGUAACGAUCUUUAUAAUGGCACUUUUAAUGAUAUGACUUAUUUAUUAUGUAAGAAUUUCAAAAAUUUAUAUUAAAGAACAAUUUGCGAUAAUGAAUAGGUAUUUGCAUUCCAAUAAAAUUUAAGACUAUAUGCCGUACGCCGGAAGGCUGUCAAUAUUCAUGUAUCGACUCGAGUGAGUUUCUAGAAAGUUAAAUCGCCAAACGUAACGUUAUAAUAAGAAGAAUAUAGAAAUUUAAGUACUUAUGUAACUGCGUGUGAAUUAUUUGCUCCGUGCGAGCAUGGUAAAGUUUGUUAUUUGGGUUUAUAGACAGGAUGAUCUUUCGCGCUGGAAUUCAAUAAAAUCUAUCAUAAUAGGGAUGAUGACUAAUUUUUUUUUUCUUCGUUUAUCAGGUAGAUUAUCAAAAGUAUUGGACACGUAUUUUUUCUUUUUUCAUAUAAUAAAAACAUUGCAGAGAUAUAUUGAUUUGAAAAGUAGCAUGACGUCACGUUUGAGUACACUUUUAAGCGAAUAUUCACUAAAAAAUGACGUCACGAGCCCCUACUCCCAAACUUUGACGCGCUAUAACUUUGACAUUUUUUGGUUGAUUGCCCAAAGAAAAAAUACGUGUCCAUUAUUUUUUGAUCAUCUUACUGACGGACUAAAUAGAAUUUCGUUUAUUGUACCCCGUCAUCAUCCCUAUUACUUAUAUGAACGGUGUUAGUAAAGCGUAGGAUAUUUAAUUCGAAAUAGAAUUAUUAAUUGAAAUCUAGACCUACUUGAGAGAGAGAGAGAGAGAGAGAGAGAGAGAAUCAUUUUUACUUAAUGACGGUCAAUUAAAUAUUUCUGCGCUUUCUUAAGACUGUCAUAACGAUAAGUUCUUUUGUAUGUAGUAACUAAAUACUAAUAUUCAAAUGAGUAAUUAAGUUGUAAGUUCGUUAAAUAGUUUUAAGAUCAUUUUAUUAUGUACACUAACUUAGCCUAUAAACACAUGAAAGCGAAAACUUUAAAAUCUCUUGAGAUGCAAUGUAUGAAACAGUACUAAAAAGUGUUUCAUUCAUGAAUUCUCCAAAUUAAUGACAUUAAUUUGUGCUGCCUAACAACACAGAUAAGUGUGGUACUUACAAGUACAACACGCUAAAGUGCGGUCAACGAAAUAUUUUCCGAUUCUUCGGUCGCGUCAAAUCCUUAUGGUGACAGAAUUAGUUUAUUUUCGGACCUCUUUUUUACUAGCUCUAAAGUGUAUGUUUUCUAUUUACUUAAGGAACUGGCACGGCCAGUCAGGGUCGCAUUCUUUCGUGUCAGGACCUCUCGAGAAGUUUCAGAAAAUUUACGAGACGUAUAUUUUAAACCUGUACCUAACAGUACAUGUGAACAGUACUUCACGGAUUUUCACAAAAAAAGGGAGGAAAAGGGUUGGCUUGUGUAUAUCUACAACUGGCAAGCGAGUAUAGCCAGAACCUGAUACAUUUAUUUUAUGUAAAUUUUCAGAAACCUCUCAAGAGGCACACACGUUCUUUCGUAGUCCGCGCUUUAGUUAUGAUUCUUAUUUUUAUCAGGAAAAGAUGGGAAAUGAUUUACUUUGUAACAGCGCCUACGACCGCGUAGGUAAAGUUAGGAAUAAAGUAGAAAAUAUUAAGCUCUUGGUAAACUUUCCAUUCCAUAAUAUUCAACUACAUUCAUGUUAUGAGCCUAACCAGAUGAUGCGCAAGCCGGGUCUCCAGCUUAGAUUAAAACAAAAAGGGUAGAUACGGCACUAGUCUCACAAAAGUGAUCCGCACCAAUUGUAGUCCCCGACCCUAAUCGCUUUAGUCACAACUGCAUGUCAAUGCAAACGACGUACAUGUGAACGCCAAAAAGAAAUAUUGCUAAUAUUUUGUGUUUAUAUGAUAAAACAAUCCCUAAGUGUGUUUUUAAAAAGUGCUCAAAUUGCUCAAGAACUAAAAAUAAAAUCCACGGCAUCACUUUUCAUUCGUAAGUACUAUAAAAUAUAUUUUUUCAUAAAAAUUGUUGUUUGUUUUGAAUCUUAUUCGGAAGUGACGUCGAGUACUGGUCGCGUGAUUGGUCGGUAGUGCAGUGACGCGGAUCUCGCUGUCUCGUUCGCGCUGCCGUUGAAACUUAACGUGCUGUUUCGUUCGGGUCGGUAAUGCAGUGACGCGGAUCUCGCCGUCCCGUUCGCGCUGCCGUGGGAUCAGUUUUUGUUUGAUGCAAGUAUGAGCGUACCGUAUCUACCCUUUUUAUUUUAAUCUAAGGUCUCCAGCGCGUUUUUUUUCCCCCGGCGCUGAUCGAGGGGCAGCCAUUUUUUUGACAACUCGCUAGCGAGAGCUCCGUUCCAAACCUACGCUCCGAGUACAACUUUUCACUCUGAUAUGUUUCAAUGUUGACGUGUACGAAACCUUUGUCAAAUUUGACAUUUGUUCGCACAAAUUUGCACCUGGAUCGUAGUUUUUGAACGUAUCCCUGUGUAUGACAGCCACACGAGCAGUAGACGGCGUGUGUAGAGAAACAGGUUUUUAUAAACUAAGUUCAGUGCACCUGUGUUUAAUUUUUUCAAAAAACUUUUGCUGGAGACACGGCUUUGAGCACGUUUCGAAUACUCCUCUCUAGGUUAUUUCUAAUCCUUAUUUGAUUACUUUGUGGAACCCAUAGCAGGAAAGACUAUACAAGGUUUUUUUUUCUUUGAAUUUGUGUCAAUUCCUACAUCCUAUUUUCACAAUAAGUUCUCACUUGUAUAGCCUCAUCUGAACAGACUCACAGUAACACUUGUAACAUAUUAUACCUAGUAGGUGUUCUUAAGUGUUUUUUAGGCAAAUUGUAAUUUAUAGUUUCUGUGCGUUAUAUUAUUACGAUGAAUAACAAUAAUAUUUAUAGUUAUUAUAACCUGCAACGGUAUUGUUGUCAUACUUAAAUAAGAGAAAAUAAAUUUAAAUAUAUAAUUUAAACAGAGUUCUUACAAAGUGGAAUAAUAAAAACUUAUAACAAUCAUGAGAAAAAAUUAAAUGAGAAAAGUAUUUUAUAAAACGUGUGAAUGAAAAAUAAAUGCUAAUGUUCUUUGUGUGUGACAUUUUUUCUCGAAUUGUUUGAUCACAAAUCGUUAUGCUGAAUGUAACUCUUUAAAUGUACCUACGCUACUCAGAGAGCAUGAUCGACGACUUCAUUUUGUUCGUCUACCCAGAAACGUAAAAACAAUUUGUUUUUUCUGUUUAUUUAGCCUUUUGGAAAUCUUAAGCUAGUAUGUCACAUGGCUACUUGUAACCAUAAUAGCAGUUUAUCCUUUCAUUCUCUGUAGGGAAUGAAAUGAGAUACCAGUACCCUUAGCACGGACCAAAACCGAAUUCGAAUGGUUUGCGAGUGCGAAAUGUCUCAAACUUUGUAUGGAAACUUGAACAGCAGCGCCAUAACGGACGUAACGAGAACUAAAAAUCAGUAAACAUUUGACAAUGUAAUUUCGCACUCGCAAGCUAUUCGAAUUCCAUAUUGGUUCGUGCUAAGGGCACAGAACCAGGGAACUAGAUCCGUGUGAAGUGCCAGCUUAAGAAAACUUCAUAAAAAAGUGAAAUUUACUUUUAUGAAUAUUUUUGACCAAUUGGAUAUUCUUUUGCCCCAAGAGCGGUGAACGCUCAUGCGUUGAUAGGUACUUUAUUAAUAUACAUACAAAUAAAUUAUGAAUAAACACAAAUUACUAUUUACUGAACAUAUAAAAUAUCAAUAUUUACCGAGAGUUAGAAAUAAAUUAUAAAAUGUUAUGCGACGAGUCUUGAAGAUUUAUGUAAGUAAGAAUAUUAUUAGAAAAAUACGUAUUCUUCACGUAAUAGCGUAUACCAUUCAGUUGUAUUAGGUGUUACGAUCUCUUCAUUAUUAUUAUUGUAUAAACUAGUUAAUUUUCGUGGUGCUCUAGUUUUAAUGGUUUGUUUAGAUAUGUCAAUUGAUACCCCUGUGGAGUUUCAACAUUUUAGCAAAACUGCUGCUUCUGAAAAACUUAAUUGUAUAUCCUAUGUAUUAUAUUAUGUUAUGUAGGCACAUUUUAUAUCCAUGAUUAUGAUUCUUGUAAUUUUUCAUUCCAAAAUAGUUUGAUCUGAAAAUAUUUACUUGUAAUAUUAAUAUAUAAUUUGUAGACAGAGCCCUAGAUUCCUAUUAGCUGUAUGUGUGAUGAUUGCAUUUUGAGGCUGCGCACAACGAUUCCGCUGCGGCUGUCUUUAUGUUAAGUUAGACAAUUAUAUUUCACAGUAUUGAAUAAAUAUUUUAAAGAAUUA
Molecule: messenger RNA, 8921 nt
Organism: Chilo suppressalis (striped riceborer)
Lineage: Eukaryota; Metazoa; Arthropoda; Insecta; Lepidoptera; Crambidae
Source: the annotation of a GenBank genome assembly